AUGUCUAAAUCCGUGGCCCGGUUAAAGUCUAUGAAAAAAGUUGCUGACAAAAUAGAUCAUUCGUCUAAAUUACGAACUAAUGUUCCUGCUGGAAUGGCUGCUGCUGGACCUCCUCUCGGUCCAAUGCUUGGACAGCGUAAUAUAAAUAUUGCCGCUUUCUGCAAAGACUUCAAUGAACGCACAGCAAAUAUAAAACCAGGAACACCCUUGCCAGCUGCUGGAACUAAUCGUGGUGCAAUGGAACCAGUUAAGGAAAUGUGUGGAAAAAUAACAAUAAAACAUAUAUAUGAAAUAGCAAAAAUAAAGUCUCAAGAUCCUCCAUUGGAGUGGAGAUCACUCAAAGAGAUUUGUGUGAUGUUGUUAUCACAGGCAAGAACUUGUGGUAUCGAGGUUGUCAGAGACUUGGACCCAAAGGAGUAUGGUGAAUUUUUAAAUGACAGAAAAGCAAUAGUUGAAGACCAAAAGAAACAAUUACAAGAGAAGCGUGAAGCCAAAAUGUUGAGAACAGCGUAA
Molecule: messenger RNA, 513 nt
Organism: Leptosia nina
Lineage: Eukaryota; Metazoa; Arthropoda; Insecta; Lepidoptera; Pieridae
Source: the annotation of a GenBank genome assembly